This is a messenger RNA of Tupaia belangeri chinensis (Chinese tree shrew), 3754 nucleotides long. RefSeq names its product THAP domain containing 9 (gene THAP9). The record is from RefSeq and is a predicted model, not a curated record. The transcript has 5 exons. The coding region runs from base 286 to 3144 and encodes 952 amino acids. Lineage: Eukaryota; Metazoa; Chordata; Mammalia; Scandentia; Tupaiidae.
CAAAAUGUAAAAGCCCACAAAAGUAAAAGGAUGGUCCAAAAUAUAUAAAAGGCAAUUCUGAUGUUCAGAUCUCCGUGGAUGCAUUCCUGUCCAGUGAGUGCACGUCCCAAUGGAUUGCAUCUAUUGCUUAUCAGUGCACAAAACCCUUUGUGGUCUGGGCUCUAGCUACUUUCCCAGCCCACCGGUAACCACUCCCUCUUACCUCUAUACUCCGCUUUCAGAUCUCAAGCCUUCAAAUUAACUUAUUUUUCAUUGUUUUAUCGGUCAGUAGAAUCUAGUUACUCUAUGUCUGUUUUUGCAUUUGCUUUGCAUGGAAACUUAUUGAGGCUUCAGCUCUAUUUCCACGGUUAUCUCCAGCACCAUCAUCAGACUCUCAAAAGAAGUGGCAAGAACGUAAGCAAGGGGCUCUGGUGCAAAACGAAUCAAAGUGAUUCAAAGCUGUGGAGACUUAACCGUGAGAACAUUGGUGCCCUGUCAGAAACAUUCAUGGCUAAAUGUGAAGUGGGACUGGCAAGGUUUCCAACGGAUACCAUACUACGCUCAAAAUGGAUUAGUGCUGUCAAUCGUGUGGACCCCAGAAGCAAGAAGAUUUGGAUUCCAGGACCAGGUGCUAUACUAUGUUCCAAACACUUUCGAGAAAGUGACUUUGAGUCAUAUGGCAUAAGAAGAAAAUUGAAAAAAGGAGCUGUGCCUUCCGUUUCUCUCUACAAGGUUCUUCAAGGCGUGCACCUUAAAGGUAAAGCAAAACAGAAAGUCCUAAAACAGCCACUUCCAGAUAAUUCUGAAGAAGUUGCUACUGAGGACCAUACCUAUAGUUUAAGGAGACCUUUGACAGUAGGUGCAGAGAACCUGGCUGAGGUGCAACAAAUGCUCCAAGUGUCCAAAAAAAGACUUAUCUCUGUUAAAAACUAUAGGAUGGUCAAGAAGAGAAAGGGCUUGCAGUUAAUCGAUGCCCUCGUAGAAGAAAAACUACUUUCUGAAGAAACAGAGUGUCUGCUCCGAGCACAAUUUUCAGAUUUUAAGUGGGAGUUGUAUAACUGGAGCGACACGGCUGGAUACUCCACGGAGAUGAAGCAGUUUGCAUGUACACUGUACUUAUGCAGCAGCAAAGUCUAUGAUUAUGUAAGAAAGAUUCUUAAGCUGCCUCAUUCUUCCAUCCUCAGAACGUGGUUAUCAAAAUGUAAACCCAGUCCAGGUUUGAACAGCAACGUUUUCUCUUUUCUUCAGCGAAAAGUAGAGAAUGGAGACCAGCUGUAUCAAUAUUGUUCAUUGAUAAUAAAAGGCGUAUCCCUCAAGCAGCAACUUCAGUGGGAUCCCAGCAGUAACACUUUGCAGGGGUUUAUGGACUUCGGUCUUGGGACACUUGAUGCUGAUGAAAUACCACUUGCCUCAGAAACUAUUUUAUUAAUGGCAGUGGGUAUCUUUGGUCAUUGGAGAACACCUCUUGGUUAUUUUUUGGUCAACAGAGCAUCUGGAUAUUUGCAAGCUCAACUGCUUCGUCUGACUAUCGGCAAACUGAGUGACAUAGGAAUCACAGUUCUGGCUGUUACGUCUGAUGCCACAGCUCACAGCAUCCAAAUGGCAAAAGCGUUGGGGAUCCGUAUCGAUGAAGACAACAUGAAGUGUACAUUUCAGCAUCCUUCAUCCUCCAGUCAACAGAUUGCCUAUUUCUUUGAUUCUUGCCACUUGCUGAGAUUAAUAAGAAAUGCAUUUCAGAAUUUCCAAAUCAUUCGAUUUACUAAUGGCACAGCACACUGGCAGCACCUUGUGGAGUUAGGAGCACUCAAGGAACAAGAACUAUCAAAUAUGGAAAGAAUCCCAAGUAAACUUGCAGAUUUGAAAAAUCAUGUCCUAAGAUUGAAUUGUGCGUCCCAGCUCUUCAGUGAGAGCGUAGCCAGUGCAUUAGAAUGUUUACUGUCGUUAGACCUACCUCCUUUUCAGAACUGUAUCGGUACUGUGCAUUUUUUGCGCUUAAUUAACAAUCUGUUUGACAUUUUUAACAGUAGGAACUGUUAUGGAAAGGGACUUAAAGGACCUCUAUUGCCUGAAACUUACAGUAAAAUAAAUCAUGUGUUAAUUGAAGCCAAGACUAUUUUUGUUACAUUAUCUGACAUUAGCAAUAAUCAAAUCAUUAAAGGUAAACGAAAACUAGGAUUUCUGGGAUUUUUGCUUAAUGCCGAGAGUUUAAAAUGGCUCUACCAAAAUUAUGUUUUCCCAAAGGUCAUGCCUUUUCCAUACCUUCUGACUUACAAAUUCAGUCAAGAUCAUCUGGAAUUAUUUCUAAAGAUGCUUAGGCAGGUAUUAGUAACCAGUUCUAGCCCUACCUGCAUAGCAUUUCAGAAAGCUUACCAUAAUUUAGAAACCAGAUACAGGUUUCAAGAUGAAGUUUAUCUAAGUGAAGUAAGCAUCUUUGACAUUUCAGUUGCUAGAAGGAAAGACUUGGUCCUUGGGGCAAUUCAAUGUCAGUAUGGUGUCAGCAGUAUGAGGACACGUUUUCUCAAGGAGGAUAUUUGCCAAGACAGGUCUAAUUGUUCACUAGGUGAAGCGUUACUAGACCCAUCAGAUCAUAGGCGACAUAGCAUCCCAUGUGCUAGUUAUGUUGCAAAUAAGUUAUCCGCUCUUUUAACCUGUGAAGACUGCAUCACUGCACUAUAUUCAUCAGAUCUCAAACCCUCAAAAAUUGGGUCACUGUUAUGUGUUAAAAAGAAGAAUGGUUUGCAUUUUCCUUCAGAGAGUCUGUGCCGGGUUAUAAAUACUUGUGAGCAAGUUGUAAAAACCCAUUCAGGAAUGGCUAUUUUUGAACUAGUUCCUAAACAGAGGGAAUUAUAUCUUCAACAGAAAAUAUUACAUGAGCUCGCUGGGAAUACUGAUCUUUUCGUAGAUUUAGAUGGACAUCUCUUUGAUGGAGAAGUGUGUGCUGUCAAUCACUUUGUAAAGAUGCUAAAGGAUAUAAUCAUCUGUUUCUUAACUCGUAGAGCUAAAGAUAUAACUCGGUACCCUUUAAAACAUCAUUCAGAAAGAACUGAAACAAAAACUUCCCUAAGGAAACACUGGUCAUCUUUACAGGAUUAUAAAUGUUCAACUUUUGCUAAUACCAAUAAAUUCGGGCAUUUGCCAAGUAAUGAUGGGUAUCUAUUCAAAUGAGAGACCAAAAAUAUAUUAGCAUUAUUAAGACUAUUUGGCCACGUUUUUUUAAAAAGUUCACUUUAGUGUAUUUUUACAAACUGGCCAUUCUGCACAGUGGACAAGUUUGCAAUACUGACAUUUAUGCAUACCAGAAAUCUGCUCAUAAUUUGGUAUAGCUUGCAGCACUUACAAUUUUCCAAAAUGUAGGAAACAGCAUGUCAUUCAUUAAUACCAAAGAUAGCCAAUGGUCGCUAUCUUUGGACUUACCACAGUAAGACUGAGUAAUGACUGGACUUAUCUUUUAACUUAAUCAAUCUACUUUAAAAAUAACAACUAGGAAUCACCAAAGCAUUGACUCCUUUUAUCAACCACAUUUUCCUAAAAGAGCUCUGGUUUACAAUAUUCAAGAAUGCUGAGAGGCUACCUAUGAAACAAAUAGACUUUAUACUUAAAUGUGAAAAUUAUGUUGUGGUUUGAAACUAGGCUCAAGCAAAUUCCCAAAUACUAUUAAAAAAAUCCCCUGUCCUGGGGUAUCCUAAAACAGAAGUACUUACACUUUGUCAGGCAGAAGAGAAGUGUGUGAGCCAUGAGGUUGUUUCUUGUGCUAUAAACAAGCUGCGGAUUGCAG